AUGCUUCAGCGGAAUCAGGAGAAUGGGCGCUGGUUUUGCCACGUGCUGCAACUCGACCUCGGACGCUUAGCUGCUUCGUUGUUCGGAGCAGAGUGUCACAGAACAGACGGUAAUGGUGCGGGUUUGGCAAACAAGGGUUUCGCAUGCGCGUCCUUGUCGCAGGAAUCGGCUGAGCUCAAGGUCAGCUCGUCUGCGUUGGGGGGUGAUGGCGUCUCAUCGUCGAUGGUUGUUGUGGAUGCGAAGGAAUUCGGUGCUCGGUAUAAUGCAAGAUCCACGGCUAGAAGGAUGCAGAGAUCACCCACGAAGGUUCAAGAGAAGAGUGCAGUCACUGAUCUUCCGAUUUGCCCACUGCAUGGGGUGACUUUGGCCUUCAUGGAGGAGUUUGGCAACACACACAAGUCCAAGGUCAGCCAGGAAAACUUUUCCAUAGGUGGCUUGUGCUUCCACAUCAUCAAGCCACUGACCAUGUUCAAGGGUGGCAAGUUGUGUAUCUCUGCGGAGGACGCUGAUGAGCUUCUGUCUUAUGCCGAGGUCGGCUUCCGGCAGGACUUGAAGGACAAGAAGAAGCAGCCCUGCUUCAUCACGAUGGCACAUCACUUUGUCUCGCAUGCUUGGAGGUAUAACUAUUCCACUUUCUUGGAUGCACUGGAAACUUGGGAUGCACAGAAAGGCGGUGGUGUUACAACAUACUUUUGGGUGGACGCAUUCGUGGUCAACCAGCACAUUGCUGAUUCUUAUCCUAUGGAAUGGUGGUCUACGCGAUUCGCCCAAGCUGUUGGUGAUGUUGGAAGCACCAUCCUUGUCUCCAUGCCCUGGGAGGAUCCCACUCCAUUGAAGCGAGUUUGGGUCAUCUGGGAGAUCUUCUGCGCAUACCAGACGGGUGCCCGAUUCGACAUUGCCAUGCCCAGGAAGGAACUGGAUGGUUUCAGGGCGGCGCUGAUUACAUCCUUCCCCAAAGUGCAGACCGCUUUGAGCAAAGUGGAUGUGGAGCUUAGCAGUGCUUUCCACAAGAGCCACCAGGAUAUGGUUCAUGACGAGAUCAGGCGAACGAUAGGAUUCACAAAGCUGAACGAAAUGGUUCAGCUGCGCAUGACACGCUGGCUUAUUGGCAUGGCCACCAGUGAGUUGCAGAGCAUGAAGGAGAAUGCAACUUCGGCAAACUGGAAGGAUCGCAUGGGCCUACAGGACAAUCUAGCACGUAUGCUCAGAGAAAGCGGGAAUUUUACCGGCGCCGAGUUUUACUUCAAGGAGCUCCUGGCAGAGGUUGAGUCAAAGCAGGGCAAAGAUCACGUGAUGGCCAUGAGUGCCUUGAACCAGCUCGCAGUCACUUUGCAGAAGGGCCACCAGAUAGAGGAGGCCAUGGAUCGGCACAGAGACUGCUUGCAGCGUCGUCGGCGAAUUCUUGGAGAGAACCACGAGGAAACUCUGCAGAGCAUCUCCAACUUGGCCGUGUUGCUGAGCUUACGCAGGCCUUUGACUGUCGAGAUCUUUGACGAAGCUCGAUCUCUGUACAGCUUGGCCGUGAAAGGUCGAGAGGCAACCAUCGGGGCAAAGGAUCCUAGGACGCUGUACACGCAGAGCAACUUCGCGCGUUUUCUGUCGGAGGCACCGGUACCUUCGGCAGAGCUCUUCGCAGAGUCCGAGCAGCUCCAUGAGCGUGCGGUGGAAAACCUCACAGCUGCUCUGCAACAGGGACACCCGCUGACGCUGGCAUCUCUUCACAACCAAGCCUGUUCUUGGAUUGACCGAUGCUUCCACGAGGAGGGCAGCCUCACAGGAAAGCGUGUCGACACAGCUGUGGAACAGCUUCGCCUGGUGCACAAGCUGCGGAUUGAAAAGCUUGGCAAGGAGCAUCCGGACACGCAGCAGACAGAAAAGAAAAUAUCAGAGAUCAGCAACCUCCAGAAACAGAUGGAGAAAGAUGGCGCCAACCAUGGAGCCAUGGAGGCUUUUGGCACAUGGCAGGAGCUUCUGCAGUCAGUUGGAACUCGUUACAUGAGAGUUGUUGUGCACAUGGCUUCGGGCAGAAAGAAAUGGCUUGAAGAGCGUCACGGGGAGGGUGUUACCCUCCCGAGCAGGGCUAGAUGA
This is a messenger RNA of Symbiodinium sp. CCMP2592, 2088 nucleotides long. Lineage: Eukaryota; Dinophyceae; Suessiales; Symbiodiniaceae. The record is from the annotation of a GenBank genome assembly.